Molecule: messenger RNA, 1026 nt
Organism: Entelurus aequoreus (snake pipefish)
Lineage: Eukaryota; Metazoa; Chordata; Actinopteri; Syngnathiformes; Syngnathidae
Gene: gja2
Product: gap junction protein, alpha 2
Exons: 1
Coding region: 1-1026 (341 amino acids)
Biological process (GO): cell communication
Cellular component (GO): connexin complex
Source: RefSeq, a predicted model, not a curated record
AUGGGAGACUGGAACCUGUUGGGGAAGCUACUGGAGAGUGCCCAGGAGCAUUCGACCGUGGUGGGCAAAGUGUGGCUGACGGUGCUGUUCAUCUUCCGCAUCUUGGUUCUGGGGGCCGCCGCCGAGAAAGUGUGGGGCGACGAGCAGUCGGGCUUCACCUGCGACACCAAGCAGCCCGGUUGUCAGAACGUCUGCUAUGACAAGACCUUCCCCAUCUCCCACAUCCGCUUCUGGGUGAUGCAGAUCAUCUUCGUGUCCACGCCCACGCUCAUCUACCUGGGCCAUAUCCUGCAUCUGGUGCGCAUGGAGGAGAAAGUGAAAGAAAAGGAGAAGGAAUUUCAGAAUGAAAAGGCCAAGAAAGCGCCGAUUAAGGACAAUCUAGGGCAUGUGCGGCUGAAAGGUGCCCUGCUGCGAACGUAUGUCUUCAACAUCAUUUUCAAGACUCUUUUUGAAGUGGCUUUUAUUGUAGCUCAGUACUUCCUGUAUGGCUUUGAGCUCAAGCCCAUGUACACGUGUGACCGCUGGCCGUGUCCCAACGUGGUCAACUGCUACAUCUCCAGACCCACCGAGAAGACCAUCUUCAUCCUCUUCAUGCUGGCCGUGGCCGCCAUCUCUCUGCUGCUCAAUCUGGUGGAAAUCUACCAUCUUGGCUUCACCAAGUGCCACCAAGGCCUCCGCUACAGGCGCUCGCAGGCCGCCAUCAAGGCCGCAAAAUCGCCGGGUGAGCCCGCCACGCCUUUCGUCCCCAACUACAACUACUUCUCCGCUCGCUCCGCCGUGCCCGAAGCAUUCCCGGUGGAGGCCAAGUACAACAUGGAGCAUGGGCCCUACAGCAGCAAGGCGGUGUACAAGCAGAACAGAGACAACAUGGCCGUGGAGAAGAAAGGAAAAGCGGAUACAGACGACGUGCAGGAGAGGAAAAGGUCUACGUCGGUUUUUGAGAUGUCCACAGAAAGCACGCGCAGAAACAGCCUGUCCAGCAAGCACAGCAAUAACAAGAGCAGGAUGGAUGAUCUAAAAAUAUAA